Varanus komodoensis (Komodo dragon) is the source of this 4194-nucleotide messenger RNA. RefSeq names its product TUB bipartite transcription factor (gene TUB). Gene Ontology annotation, biological process: protein localization to cilium. Bases 115 to 1617 code for a protein of 500 amino acids. Gene Ontology annotation, cellular component: cilium. The transcript has 12 exons. NCBI's taxonomy places the organism in Eukaryota, Metazoa, Chordata, Lepidosauria, Squamata, Varanidae. The record is from RefSeq and is a predicted model, not a curated record.
AUGCUUCCCUGGUCGGUGGGGGUCUGCGACCAGGCGAUCGGCGGCCGCUGCCUUUCCUCCCGUUCGGGCCGUUGGGGCUCCCCCUGCCGCAGCUGUUAGCUCCUCGGGCGAGCUAUGACUUCAAAGCACCAGGCGGACUGGAUCCCUUACAGUGUUUUAGAUGAUGAGAGCAGCAAUCUGCGGCAACAAAAACUUGACAGACAGAGAGCAUUGCUAGAGCAGAAGCAGAAGAAGAAACGUCAGGAACCACUGAUGGUUCAGUCCAAUGUGGAUGGCCGCACAAGGGCGCGCAGAAUGAAACAAUCCGAAGAGCAAGCACCUUUGGUUGAAUCUUACCUCAACAGCAACAGCAGCACCAUUUAUCAUGCAGUGCAGGAGGCCGAUCAAGAAGACGUAAAGGUGGUAACCGACCCUCAAGCUCCAAAAUCAACUAAAAAAACCAAGGCAGCCACAGGAGGCUGCCAAACUGGCAACACCAGAAAGGAGAAAAAGGGAAAAAACAAAGGCAUUGAUGGUCCAGCUGCUUUUCAAGAUGAUGUACAGGAUGUAGAGAGCCGAGUUCAAAUUCUUACUGUUGGAGAAGCUUGCCAAAAUGAGGAUGAUGGUGAGAUGGUAUCUCCUAGUCAACAGGAAGGCACGCAGGACCUUAGAGUAACAAUGCAGAAGAAAGGUAUUUCAAGCAGCAUGAAUUUUGAUGAAGAGGAGGAUGAAGAUGAUGAAGACAGUUCAAGCUCCUCACAGUUAAACAGUAAUACCCGACCAGGUUCUGCGACAAGCAAGAAAUCAAGUAAGGAGACAGCCUCAGGACCCAGCCCUUCAACAAACACCCCCGUAAUAGAUGUUGAUGACCUGGAGGAGUUUGCUGUGAGACCUGCUCCUCAGGGUGUUACUGUCAAAUGCCGGAUCUCAAGAGACAAGAAGGGAAUGGACCGUGGAAUGUACCCCACUUACUACCUCCACUUAGAAAGGGAGGAUAGUAAAAAGGUAUUUUUGUUAGCUGGAAGGAAGCGAAAGAAGAGCAAAACCUCAAAUUACCUCAUCUCCAUUGACCCAACAGACCUGUCACGAGGAGGCGAGAGUUUCAUUGGAAAACUAAGAUCAAAUCUUAUGGGGACUAAGUUUACAGUUUAUGAUAACGGAGUAAACCCAAUGAAAACAACACUGAGUUUGGAGGCAAGUAACCUGCGUCAGGAACUGGCUGCUAUUUGCUACGAAACAAAUGUCUUGGGGUUUAGAGGCCCUCGUAAAAUGAGCGUCAUCAUACCAGGGAUGAAUAUGGACCACGAGAGAGUGUCAAUCAGACCACGUAACGAACACGAAACACUCCUCUCUAGGUGGCAGAAUAAAAACACAGAGAGUAUUAUUGAGCUGCACAACAAAACUCCAGUCUGGAAUGAUGACACCCAGUCCUACGUUUUAAAUUUCCACGGUCGUGUAACACAGGCUUCAGUGAAAAACUUUCAAAUUAUUCAUGAUAAUGAUCCUGACUAUAUAGUGAUGCAGUUUGGCCGUGUGGCUGAGGAUAUUUUCACAAUGGACUACAACUACCCAAUGUGUGCACUGCAAGCUUUUGCUAUUGCCCUGUCUAGUUUUGACAGCAAGCUGGCUUGUGAGUGAACCUCAGCACAGCCAAAACCAUGUGCCACCGGAAGAAGACAACAAAAUUCCACAUUUUCGUUGGUAUCAACAGUGGUUUCAUACUCCUUUGGGGGCAGGUAAAAUUUGUUUUUCAAAGGAGCCUUUCACUGGAGAGAAAAUACUUUAAAAUUCAGGACUUUCAGGAAAUACUUUUUCCCAUCUCUUCUCUAUUUUUCUGGAAGUGGCGUCAGAGAUGUGUAAAUAGAAGUCCUAUCCUGUCUCCUCAGUUAUGUUAUGGAAAUGUGCCAUGAUGUACUGUACCGUGGCUUAAGUGAAGCACCCUCAGGAGUGGUGUGUCUUUUUUCUAAAUCCAUGAAAGCUGUUGCAACACAGAUCUGUUUUUGGACUGAAGAAGUGUUCAGAGGCUGUAAGCGUUUCUCAAGAUGGCAUUCCAUAGCUUGUGAGCUUCAUGUCACUCACCUUAGAACCAAGGCCAUGAGAAAGAUGCACUUUUGAAACAUAAACAAGAUAUGAUGAAGGUCGUGCUUGGUCUCAAUGCCAAGAAUGAACUUGAUUUGAGAUAUUGUUUAUCAGUUUUUAGUUCUGGUAGGGAAUAGGUGGGGGAGAAACAGGAAGCACAAGUUGUUGUUGCACAAGUCACUUGUAUUCCAAGAAGUCAUUUUACAAAUUGUGCUUUAAGUUCAAUUUCACUUUCAAAUGUGACCAUUAUUGCUUUUAAAAAGGAAAAUAUGGAUUCUGCAGAAUUGCCAUAUGGAUGCUAGAAAUGCCAUUGCAUUGCAAUAGUAGGUCAAACUGGGGGGCUUUCCUGUGUCAAAGCUUGAGCGAGAGGGCGGGAGCGAGCAUGUGCGUUGCCCGUAUGUUCUCUCAGGGUCAGUCUGUGGCAUGUUCAGGUAAAGAUUCUGAAGCAGCAGGACUGGGAAUGAGGAUUCUUUACCUGUGACCAUGAGGAGGCAGACACAGGGCUGCUCACAUGACAAAACAGUCCGCCACGCAUUAUUUCACUCACAGUGAGCCUGUGGCUGCCAUUUGGCAAAUCAGACCCAACUGAGGGGUGGUUGUGUUGUACGAACCCAUUAAACAACACUCACAGAGGCUGGUCUGAUUUAGGGAAACAGAUUUAACAGUUGCAUAAUUUCAUUCUCUGGGUUCACAACACAGGAACCUCUGAAUGGGGUUGGAUAUACAACCGUUUGCCCAUGCAGUUGUCACGUUAUCCAAACCGGGCCACAGCCUGGGCUGGAUGGAUUGAAGUCUGACUCAGAGACUGAGUUUGGAUCCACAUGCUGUGGCUCCUUGUGGGUUACUUAAUCGAUGAUGAGCUGCAGAGCCGACGGAUGCCAAUUACAUAUGCAGCCCUCAUCUGUCGUGACUUGCAAAACUGGCCAGUGUGGGCUAUGCCUAGGUUAAACACCCCUUGCAAAACACAAAAGCAGACUAAGCUCACUGGGAUCUCACAGCACAACCACCCCUGCCUGGGAGGAGCUGCUGCACACACCUUGCGCCUGCUGCCUCCUCUCCAGGCAUCAAAUGCGCCAUGGUGGGUUGUCAGGUCAUGCAAACAACCCCAGAAUAAGAAAGCUUCCUCUCUUCUGGUACAUUUGCAUCAGUGGCAUGAAAUUAUUUGGAUAACUUCAUGUGACUAACUCUUUAAAGUAGCUGCUUAGAAGUUACUGGAACUAUUAUAAAAUACAAUUAGGAAGUUUAUUUCACCCUUUUGAGCAUAACUUCUGAGAAUUCUCAUUUUCCAUACAAUGAAGUAAGAGUUGGGUAUGUGAAAGUGCCACAUCUGAGACAGAGCCAGACUUUCUGCCCAAAUACAUUGCAAGUGACAUGUAAAGGGAACUUGUGAAGGGCAUAUGAAUGUUCUUGCUUUAACAUAUAUGUACUAUAUAGUUCAAAAUAUUUCCCAGUAGAAGCUCUUAUAUAUCCCAGUCCCCUGUUUGUUCCUUUUCUAGCAUAAAAUACUCUUGAUUGACUUUGAUUCAUUUCUGAAAUGGAAAUUGACCAUUUACUUCUGAUUUGGAGACUGGCGUGCAGCAAGGCGUUGCAUGCAGCUGGCAGUACAUGGAAGUGCGCAAGGCACUGCAGUGAAAGAUGCUGUGGGAGAGCACACAGGUCUGGAUGCAUUCAGCUGACAGAGAACCCUUUCCUCUAAGCUGUCCAAGGGUUACAGGGAUCACUCUGGGAGGCCUGCAGGCAUGGGAAUGCCUACGGAUACACCUCCAGGCCUGUGGCGCUCCACUCUGGUGCUUAAACCAGAGUAGGGAUAUGGAUGGUUGAUAUUUUGCAUCUGCCCUUUCAUGUAUUCAAGCUGGCAUCCCUGCUGUGGUAUGAAAAGACCUCUUUGUUCUCUAAGCAACUCCGAAAUGGCCCCUUCUCUCUAAGUCAAAAGCUGUUAGCUGUUAUAAUUAGGUGUUCUAUGAUUAUGUGUACCAUGACAAAGGGAACCGCACUUUCUUUCACCAUUCUCCUUGCUCUUUAAAAAAAACUGCUACUCCUCCUCAUGGAGGUGUUUUUUACAAGCAGAAGUGAAACAGGAAGGUCUUGAUGUUGUCUAAAUAACCUGUAAACAACCAUGUGUAGAGGAAGAUGAAC